ACUGGCUGGCCGUACAUCUCCCGGCGCACGAUAGUAUUAAUUUAUCACCCCGCGCAUUCUAGCCUCCAUUACCAAUAUUAGACCGCUUGAGUAUUUCAAAUUCCCAAGCUAAUAAACACCAGCGUUUCCCCCUUAAAUAGCACACGUUCCUUCCGAAAAAAACAACCCACAAUCCAACUCGUUACUUUUCUUACCACCUCUCCAACGUUAUUGAAGAUUUGAGUGCGAGCUUUUUAAGAUACGUGUAUGAUAGUAUGUCUCAACCUAUGGAACAUAAUGAGAAAACAUUUCCGGAGCCGAAACGAGAGCAUGUUGUUCCAUUUUCUUGGGGUGUCAGAAGGGGGAGUAUCAAUCUGUAUGAGUCUUUCACUCUAGAGGGUGUUAAGUAUUCCCUCUAUGAUACUGUGUGUUUGCGGCGCAAUGAUCAGAUCGACAUUGGUAAGCUCAUAAGAAUUUUGGAGAUUGACAAUCGUGAGAAGAGGGUAGAAGUUGUGUGGUUUUUUAAACCGAGGGACAUAGCUAGCUUUUUAGGAGAUGUCAAGCCGCUUGAACGAGAGCUUUUCCUAGCUUGCGGUGAAGGCAGAGGUCUUUCAAACAUUAACCCAUUGGAAGCAAUUAUGGGAAAAUGCGAUAUGGUUUGCUCAUCGAAGGACCAAAGAAACCCUCAACCAACUGAAAAAGAAUUGGGGUCAGCUGAUUUCCUUUUUUAUCGGACUUUUGAUGUCGGCAGGCGCAAAGUAUUAGAGAACUUUCCUAGCUCAAUUGCUGGAAUCAAAGUUGAUCAUUUUUUAAACAGGAGGAGUUCUCAAACUUUAGGUGAUGGUUCCGAAUGUAAAGAACCUUUGAAGGCCGAGAGUCCAAAAUGUGACUUCAGACUCGAUGCACGAGGUUAUACUUCUAGCACUAGCAGUAGGCAGAUAAAAAGUUCUAUAACAGAUAGGCCUCUUGCUAGAGAUAAUAUCAAGAGGUCUGUGCAGUUCCUCCCAGCAAGUCCAUCUGAUAUAGGUCCUACAAAGAAAAGAAAACUUCUACCUUCUUCAGGUAAUCGAAGUGGUGAUGCAUUGUUUAAUCCUCCAACCACAGCUUCAGGAGAAGAGAAUCAUGUGAAGCUUUCUUGCAUAGAAAACACAGAUCUCUCUGCCAAGAAAAGUAGUUAUUUAGAAACAAGAGAGUUUACUGGGAAAGGACUUGUUAAUAAGCAACAUGUAGGCACAUGUGUCAGUCACAAGUUUACAGAAGUCAGGAAUCAAACCGUUGAUGCAUUGCCUAAUCCUCCAACCACGGCUUCAGGAGAAGAGAAACAUGUGAAGCUUUCUUGCACAGAAAACACAGAUCUCUCUGCCAGGAAGAGUAGUUAUUUAGAAAUAAGAGAGUUUACUGGGAAAGGACCUGUUAAUGAGAAACAUGUAGGCACAGUAAUCAGUCAAAAGUUCUCAGUAGUCAGGAAUCGAACUGAUGAUGCAUUGUCUAAUCCUCCAACCACAGCUUCAAGGGAAGACAAAAAGGUUAAGCUUUCUUUCCGAAAAAACACAGAUCUCUCUGGAAGGAAGAGUAGUUACUCAAAAACAAGAGAGUUUACUGGGAAAGGACCUAUAAAUAAACAAGUAAGCAUGGGCAUCAGUCACAAGUUCUCGGAAGUCACAAGAAAGCCUGGUAUGGACACCAGCAAAUGGUUGAAGCUUGAGGUUUGGGCAGAGGAAAGGUUAAAUGAAGCAAAUGCCAAAGGGACGAUACUAGUAUUAGAAAACCUUGACCCUUCAUUUGCGGCUUCAGAAGUUGAGGAUAUUGUUUGGCAUGUUUUUAGAGAAAAUGUUAAGGCAAAGAUGGUACCAACCACUGCCUUUUCCAGCGUACGCUCUGGACAAGCACUUGUAAUGUUCAAAACAAAGGAAGCAGCAGACAAGGUCAUGUCAGAGUUGCUCAAUGGUUGUCUUGUGCUUGGUGACGGAAGGCCUAUUAUUGGUCGAAGAAGAUUCAUCAGAAAAGUUGCUGCUGCUGAAAGGUUUGUUGGCCAUCUUAGCGUCGACAGAGGCAGAGCUUACAAGCAACGCAAAGAAACGAGGGAUGCAGUGGCGACGUCACACUUCUCACAGAAUAAUACAGUCGAGUUUGAGAUGGCCAUUCUGUGGCGUGAACUUGAUGAAAAAUCACGGAGAUGGUGGGCAGCGUUGCAUGAGCAACAAGGCAAAGAAAUUGAACCUUUGAUGAACAGGUUGAAGAUCCAAAACAUGUGAGGUGCUUCUCAUCUUGGAAGAUGAGCUUAUUUUGGUAGUCUAAUGUAAAUUUUUGAAGAGAGAACAAAUUAAGGUAGGAGACAUAGUAUCACUCUAACAUGCAUGUAGUAAUAGUUACUAUUGUCAAUUCUCUUUGGUAUAUAGAAGAGACUAGUUGUCUUGAUUCUUGCCAGCCUAAAUCCACAGGCUUGGUCGUAUUUUGAAUUUUCAGUAAUUAAAUGUUGGU
Salvia splendens (bonfire salvia) is the source of this 2460-nucleotide messenger RNA. Its product is annotated as protein ANTI-SILENCING 1. Gene Ontology annotation, molecular function: RNA binding; chromatin binding. The coding region runs from base 255 to 2234 and encodes 659 amino acids. NCBI's taxonomy places the organism in Eukaryota, Viridiplantae, Streptophyta, Magnoliopsida, Lamiales, Lamiaceae. The transcript has 13 exons. The record is from RefSeq and is a predicted model, not a curated record.